AUGAAAACUAAAGAAUCAAUUCAAUUACCAUCAACUUCAACAACACACAACAACAUUCAAACACAUGAAGAUAUUAGUAGGAAACUUCGCCUGGAAUUAGUAAAUAACAAUGAAAAAACAUUCAAAAAAUACAAAGAAAACGUACCUAAUACAUCUAUUUUUAUAAAACCAAAAAACUUUAAGUUCGUUUUUCAAAUGUGUGGAAAAUACGAGGAAAAAAUUCUUCCUGUUGAUUACUCUCUGUUUGUUCAGUCCUGGCCUGGGGAAUUGUGUGACAGAAUGAAUUGUCAUGUUUCAACGAACACCAGGUUUGUUCCCGAAGGUUUUUUGAUACAUGGAUUUUGGCCUCAAUCAAACGAAGGUUUUAUUAACUGUUGUUCUAAUGAAAAUUCAAUUGAAAAUGUUGAAAAUUUGAUAUUGACAAAUAAAGAGUUGAAAAAAGAAAUUGGAAAGUAUUGGUUUUCAAAAAAUAAAUGCAGAUUUGCAUUAUACGAAUUUGACAAACAUGGUUCAUGCACUUUGGAUGUAUUUAAAGGAGAAAGAGGUCCAUUGGACUAUUAUUGGAUGGUCAUUAACUUGAGAAAGAAUAUAGAUAUUUGGACACUGUUGAAAGAAAGUGAAUUAAAAGUAAAACCAAUGAAUAGGUAUAAAUUUGUUGAAAUAAAAAAUGUAUUGAAACAACAAAUUGGAGUCGAACCCGUAAUUAAAAGCACCAACUUUGGUUCGAUAGCAGAAGUAGUAAUUUGCUAUGAUUUGAACGAAGAAAACAAACACAAUCCAAAACCAAUUAAUUGUCCAUAUUAUAUGUAUGAAAAUGAAUGGAAUAACUCCCCUGAAUAUAUCUAUUUUAAACCAUUUCCAGAGGCUUUUAAAAACAUCGAGAAAACAACAAAAACAGACUGCGAUUAUUAA
Molecule: messenger RNA, 912 nt
Organism: Entamoeba invadens IP1
Lineage: Eukaryota; Evosea; Mastigamoebida; Endamoebidae
Product: ribonuclease DdI precursor, putative
Exons: 1
Coding region: 1-912 (303 amino acids)
Biological process (GO): RNA catabolic process
Cellular component (GO): extracellular region
Molecular function (GO): RNA binding; ribonuclease T2 activity
Source: RefSeq, a predicted model, not a curated record